Molecule: messenger RNA, 1740 nt
Organism: Plodia interpunctella (Indianmeal moth)
Lineage: Eukaryota; Metazoa; Arthropoda; Insecta; Lepidoptera; Pyralidae
Product: nonsense-mediated mRNA decay factor SMG9-like
Exons: 8
Coding region: 155-1573 (472 amino acids)
Biological process (GO): nuclear-transcribed mRNA catabolic process, nonsense-mediated decay
Source: RefSeq, a predicted model, not a curated record
UUGAUUUGAUAGUUGGCAUGACAGUUCUCUAACCUAUAAAAAUAUUGUAUUGGAAACUACAUUAAGUAGUGAUUUGAUAAAAUGCUUCGGUAUAAUUUAAUUAUGCGUUUUAUAUUGUUUUGAUCCAAUAUAAAUUCAGGUCAUCUUUCCUAAAAUGUCUGAGAAGAAAAAGAAAGUGUUCCCCAAUAAGGAGACCACUACGCCACGUAGACCAGUUAUUUUGAAAUCUGAUCGCGAAACAAAGGAGCAGCCAAAAGAAAAGGAGAAAGAAAAACCACCUACCAUAAUUCUUAAAACCCGUGAACAGAGUGCUCCUAAAGACGAUCGACCUCUGAGUCCUAAAACUAUUAAAACCCCUACUGCUGAGGGUGAUGGGCCACAUCCAUGCAAAAUAGCUCAAAAUGAAAAUAAGGACAAGAAACAAUCUGAAAAAGUGUCUCCACCAUUAAAACAGAUGACAAAGCCUAUAAAACUUGUGGAUGAAAACUUGGACUUCAACAAUGCUGCUCUAGAAUUCUUACAUGACUCAAGCACCAACUAUCUCGUUGUGGGCAUUGUUGGUACUCAAGGUGCUGGCAAGUCAAUGAUAUUAAACUUGAUAACACAAAGCAAACACACUCAGGAGCUUUGUAGACAGAUUCUUCGGUCCCAUGAAAUGAAAGACAAUUAUGACGGAGGGAAUGAGAUGGCAGCAGUCGAGAACCAAUUGGAAGCUCUGGAUUUGAUGGAGAAUGAGAAGAUAUCAAAUGGAUUUAAGUUCAAGAUGCAAGACAUUCAGCAGAUAGAGCGAGGGGUUCAUUGUACUAGAGGAGUAGACAUGUACGUGACACAAGACCGUGUGAUCCUGCUAGACUGUCAGCCGUUGUGCUCUCCGUCCCUCAUAGAGGAGUCCAACACGAAUCCCAUCACGGCCCGGAGUGCCAACGUUGUGACCGUGGACUGUCUCCAGAUUACCUCGUUCUUGAUGGCUGUAUGUCACGUUCUGAUCGCUGUGCAAGAUUGGUUUACGGAUUACAAUUUUAUCAGAUACAUCCAAGCUGCGGAAAUGCUAAAGCCAUCGUUAUCAGCGUCCAACACAGCCAAUCAGGAGCCGUCGGAAUCGAACCUGUCUUCCUCGAGCCCACACCUGUUGCUACUACACAACCGCUGUCAGCUAGAGGACUACACCGUUGACUCUGUGCGCUGUAUGCAGGAUCUUUAUAGAAAGGCGUUCCAAAGAUCCAACCUGCAGCUGAACUCUGGAAUGUACAUGUACAGUGACACGAACAAGAAUGGUCUAAAUGUGGACAACGUUAGCAAGACAUACAGCGUGGAGACGUGCGGGACGCCUAUCAAUAUGUUCAUGCUGCCGGAGCUAUAUGACGACUUCGAUAAUCGAGAGAUCUACCGCGGCCACCCGCCGUUCGAGCAACUAGCCAAGCGACUCCGCUGGAUGAUACUCGGCGUCAACCGACACCAAAUCAGCAACGUGCCCAACCUAUCAGAAAGGGGAUGGUUCCACUACUGCAUCAAAUCCUGGGAGACAAUACGAAAGUGCACCUUCUUCAUGGAGUAUGAAAGAUUCCUGCCAUGAUGAUAGCACGUCAAACAAUGUGGAUCUACUUUGGGUAUCGAGGAUAACGAUAAGCAAACAGGUGUCUCACACCUGCGCUCUUAUCGCAGAGAUAAAAGGCGUCGAAAGAAUGAAAUUUAUUUCAACUCCAAUGUACAAUAUUGGACCCAAUAAAAUUUCACUUUUAA